AUGGAUCACGGCGCCGCAGCGUCUCUGAGCCCGACAAGCCCCGUCAGUGCACGGAGUCACGUCGGAGCCAACGGCGGUCCCAAGAGAAAGCGCAGUGUCGGCGGCCUAGCCAGCACCAUCGACAGCAGCCCAGGCAGCCCAGGGCUUGACGAUGAUCAUGGCGAUCACCACGAGAAGAAGCGCCAACCGGGCGUCAAACGGGCAUGCAAUGAGUGCCGGCAACAAAAGUUACGUUGCGAUGUCGUACAAGACCCGUUUCAGGGAUGCACCCGUUGUGGGAGGCUCAAGCUCGAGUGCAAAAUCGAAUCCAACUUCAAGCGCGUCGGCAAGCGCAGUAAGCAUGCCGAGAUGGAGAAGGAGAUUGAUAUGCUGCGGCGCGCCGUACAACGAGCACGGACUGCCGGGUUUAUCGACGAGGACGACGGCAUGCAUUCGCAAAUCCCGUCGCCCAUCGUAAACAACGUCUACUCGCACACCCGAAACCCGUCACUGAUGGGCUCCGAGGAGGCCGUAUCGUCUCUGCUGCACCUGAAAAGGGGCUACACGAUACCCAGAAUCGUCCGCAGUCUUGACGAGGUCCAACUUACCGAGGAUGCAGAAGCCCAGCUUUUCGAUAUCUUUUUCCGCCACUACCAUCCCAUACUCCCAUUUCUCAACCCACAAAUGACACCUGAGGCUUACUACCAGCAACAUACCCUGCUCUACUGGGUUAUUGUAGCUAUAGCCUCUAGACGAUAUCCCGCAGAUCCUACGCUUUUAGGAAACAUAUCACGUCCAUUAAACCAAUUACUUUGGUCGACCAUAGGAGAGGUGCCGGGCAACUAUUGGAUUGUGAAGGCACUCUGCCUUCUUUGCACAUGGCCGCUGCCAACAAGCACCAGCUCUGCGGACCCGACACAUAUCCUCUGCGGCGUCAUGAUGAAGAUCGCAACAGGAAUAGGAUUGCAUCGGCCAAUGCACAUCAACGACUUCUCCAGAGUGCAGAUUGAGCUUAACAAGGAGCAACUUCACGACCGAGUCACCACCUGGGCUGUUUGCAACAUUGUGGCACAAACAAUAGGCACUGGCUACGGUCAGCCUGCCUCGACACUAUACGACUGGACCCUCGCUGUCCGUCCUGGCGAUAACGGUCCAUUCCAGUUGUCUGCCGAAUUAGAAGCCAGACUGCAGAUCGAGCGCUUCUGCGACAAAGUUUCCAAGGAGAUGUACAGCAAUGCCAGUGAUCCUCGAGGCGUCGCUGGAGACGAGCACCGUGCAAUUCUCAUGCGCGUCUUUCGUCGCGAGUAUAGCGAGCUCAAUGCCAAUAUUUUGUCGCGGGAUUUGAGUCCGGUAGUCAACUUGCACCUGAAGGCAGCAGGCCUCCAUCUUCGCCUUGCGGCCUUUUUCGAUUCGAGCAAAACUCCAACCUAUGUCGAUGACUUGAAAGAGCUUUUCCGCGCGACCACCAGUUAUUUAGAUGCAAUUCUGGAGGGUGACUAUGACACAAACCCUCAGGAGCAAGGCGGAAACGACACUUUGAAAUACGCGACGAACUAUAUGCAGCAGAUGCUUGUUGCUACUGGUUUCGUACUUCUCAAGCUGAUGCGGUCCUUCUUUGCAAAGAUCAUAGACUUUGAACGCGGCCGGCUCCUUUUCCAUCGCACAUCCCAGGCCAUCCGGGCUACAAGCGUCAACAGGAAUGAUCUCAGCUGGCGGCUAGCUGAGCUGAUGGUGCAGAUGUGGAAUGGCGCUCGGGUAGACCCUGCUUAUAUGGAGAGUGGCAUGAUUGAUGACAGCUUACAGCUCAAGGUUCGGUGCAGACAUAGUAUGAGCCUUGUUUUUGACUCAAUCUGGGCAUGGAGGGAGGAUUACGAAGCCAGGGGACGUGGUUCUUUGGAUGCCCUCAAGAAUCCCACCAACCCGGACUCGGCGAACGAAUCUUCGGCAUCUUCGACCCAUUUGGACACGACUUUGAUGCCGCCCUCCCAUGGACUUACGGCUAGCUUGAUCGAACCAGCUCCAGCGCCCGCAAACAAUGGUGGCUUGACACCAUUGGGCGCAUCUGGGCUCUCUGGAAACAGCAACAAUGGAGGCGCCCAGAGUAGCGCAUCCCUUCUGACUACUCUGGGCGGUUAUGAUGCAAAUGCAACAGCCUAUGACUUUUUUGAUCCCCAACACUGGAUGCUCGAUAACCUGGUCGACUUUGGCUACUCAUUCGGUGGCGUUCAGGCGCUUGAAACCUAA
Pyricularia pennisetigena is the source of this 2223-nucleotide messenger RNA. RefSeq lists its product as uncharacterized. The transcript is spliced from 3 exons. Gene Ontology annotation, cellular component: nucleus. Gene Ontology annotation, biological process: regulation of DNA-templated transcription; DNA-templated transcription. Gene Ontology annotation, molecular function: DNA-binding transcription factor activity, RNA polymerase II-specific; zinc ion binding; transcription cis-regulatory region binding. Lineage: Eukaryota; Fungi; Ascomycota; Sordariomycetes; Magnaporthales; Pyriculariaceae. The coding region runs from base 1 to 2223 and encodes 740 amino acids. The record is from RefSeq and is a predicted model, not a curated record.